AUGUGUAAACAGAUAGGCGCUAUUUUAAUAAUACUUUUAUUUUCCUCACUCUGUAAUGGUGAGGAAUAUAACAGAGUGAGGAAUUGCCACGCCUUUUGGUUUAUCGAUGGUGAAAGUGUUAUUGUAGCAUGUAACUUUGACAGCAAAAUCCGAAAAUCAGAGCAGGGGUGGAACAUAACAUUGUGUUCUAGAGGAGAGGACGGUAGAAUGUACCUUUUGCCUACGCAAUGGACGUUAGAAGACUGGAAGCGUCACCUCUCAGACCCCGGGGCCAAGUUUGUAAAUGACACCUUUCGUGGUCGCGGUUACAACCCAUGCUGCCGGGUGAGCAGGCGGCGAACCAUAAUCGUUGAACCAAUAAACGAUUGUGCGCCUGCGCAUUUCGCGGCAACCCCGCGUACAGAAGCUACUGGUCCAAUGCGGGUGUGGCGUUUAAGAAAUCAGAAUCACUGCAUCAUAGCCUUGAACCAUGUUUACUCGCCACCUCAAGGUGUAAGCGUAGGCACUCAAAUUGUUUCCACCAUUUUUGCGGCUCUUGCAGGAAGUGCUAUGGAAAGCACAUGCAAACGAAUAGGAGGGAACUGCAGCAAAGAAAGCACUCAGAUAAAGUCCGUCAUUAUGGAAUCCCAAAUGCCAAACACUAGUGAAAAUGUGCCUUUUGCCAGGUAUGAUGCAACUGAAGAGGAUGAAGAUUUAAAUCAAUGCGAAGAAAAGAAUCGUGUAAAAGAGUUUGGAUAUCAAAAAGAAAAACGAAAGAAGGAAGAGGUAAUUGUGGAGACUAAAGUUUCAAAGGUUAAAGGUGAAAAGAGUAAAUCCAAAAUAUGCAGGCGUAAAGGUGAAAACAGCGAUGAGGCCGAUGAUGAGGAUUAUGAGUGCCGAGAGGGAGUAACUAAUAAAAGAGCGUUAUAUAACCUUUUGAUAAUUGUUAUUUUUCUUUUCUUCUAA
Trypanosoma brucei brucei TREU927 is the source of this 945-nucleotide messenger RNA. RefSeq lists its product as hypothetical. Lineage: Eukaryota; Euglenozoa; Kinetoplastea; Trypanosomatida; Trypanosomatidae. The coding region runs from base 1 to 945 and encodes 314 amino acids. The record is from RefSeq and is a predicted model, not a curated record. The transcript has a single exon.